AUGGCAGACAGCCAUGAGAUGACCAUCAACCUUGUUGUUCUUGGAAAAACUCAGACUGGCAAAAGUGCUGCUGGGAACAGCCUGUUGGGCAGCUCAGACUUUGAGAGCCGUCUCUCCCCCAGCUCUGUGACUACGUGUUGCAGCCUCGGACGCAGCGGUCGAAUUUUGGGGCUCAUACGGAGAAAUGGCUGUGAGUCAGCUCUCCGUGUUCGAGUACUGGACACUCCAAGCUACCCUCACAGUGCUCUGAGCAAAGAGCAAGUGAGAGACAUGGUGAGAGCAGCCCUGGUUCAGCACUUCGGGGAGGAAGGCCUGCACUUGGCUCUCUUGGUCCUGAGGUCUGACCUGCCUCUGUGUCCAGAUGAAAGCAAUGACACAGUUCAGCUCAUCCAGGAACUUCUGGGGCCCACAUGGAAGGAUUUCACUGCAGUUCUACUUACUCAUGCAGACAAGGCAGAAGAGGCUGGAUACAAUGAGGAAACAUACUUGCACAGUGCCACAAGUACCCUCUUGUCACUUUUGAGCUCAGUACAGCAUAAAUACAUUUUCUUAGACAACCACAACAGGAUAAUUAAAGAGGAAAGAAAUAUUAUCUUAAGAAAGCUCUUGAAUUUUAUACGAAAAAAUAAUUAUCAAGUACUACUUAAACACAGGAAGGAAUAAAAUUAGCUUUAAGGUGCUUACUUGUCUAUAUUUUUACGGUAGGUAACAUCUAACAGAAGUGAAAGCCAUCAACUGGAGAACUCCACAACCAUACCAAACUAGAAGAAUAAAAACAAUUGUCAUCUUCACUAACCAACUGCUAGUCCUGCAAUUAGCACGCAAGGAACACAGCACAAUAUUUUCCUUUAUUUCCUUCAGCUCUUGAUUAAUAGAAGCUCUACACCUUCAAGCUGUCCAGAAAAUUUACUUGCCUGCCUGUGGUCCCACCACAAACAAGCCUUGGCAAUUGUUAUGAGCACUGAGUCAUUAAAAACUUCUGAAAACACACA
Molecule: messenger RNA, 992 nt
Organism: Catharus ustulatus (Swainson's thrush)
Lineage: Eukaryota; Metazoa; Chordata; Aves; Passeriformes; Turdidae
Gene: GIMD1
Product: GIMAP family P-loop NTPase domain containing 1
Exons: 2
Coding region: 1-663 (220 amino acids)
Molecular function (GO): GTP binding
Source: RefSeq, a predicted model, not a curated record